Molecule: messenger RNA, 1599 nt
Organism: Aegilops tauschii subsp. strangulata
Lineage: Eukaryota; Viridiplantae; Streptophyta; Magnoliopsida; Poales; Poaceae
Source: RefSeq, a predicted model, not a curated record
AUGCCGGACUUCAAUGCGCACGACCUGGAUCCAAGUUGGGCCGAGCCAGAAGUGGAAUGGGUGCAAGAGUUCUUUGACAACCUGUCGGAGAGGUAUAUCCGUGACGAGCCGCUGCUCAUCCGCGACACCACCAAGGCGGAGCUGGCAUACAUCACUGCCAGGGCGGAGGAGGCGGCACUUGCCCAGGACGCUGGCAGCUGUGGCACCAUGGAGGACGAGGCUGACGCGGCCGCGGAGGAGAAGGAGUUCGCCGAGUGGGCGGUGCCCGCCCGGGAGGCCAGCGGCGCUGGUGCCGGGGCUCCCCGUGUUGAAGACGUGGUCGAGGAGUCGAUCGGGGAGGAGCUUGAGGCGGAAGACUCCUCGCCCCCAGCAAGGAGGCGCAUCCUACGACGGGCUAGCUCUGGCGAGCUGGUCCGACCCAGCAGGACCGUGCAACGGGAGAUGGAGACGCUGGCCCAGAGGGUGGCGAAGAGGUCCAAGGCCUCGGCGGGCGUCAAGUCCCCGGCGAGCACUUCGCGCACGCCGGUGGUGGUGGAGAUCAGCCCAGAUGCCAGCCCUCGACGCAGCCCCCGCUUCAGCCCCCAGCACCCUCCCUCGAUGGACCAGGAGGAUAUCGACAUCCUCAUUGGGGAGGUCGCCAAGGACGCUGAGGCCGAGGCCGUCAGGAUCGCGGCUGAGGAAGCUGCCAAGUCCGCCACUGGGGAGGCCGGCGAGGGUCUUGCCAGGGAGUCCGGCAAGGCCACUGUCGAGGAGGUGGGCGAGGACUUGUUCGUCCGCCUCCCGGGGACGGCAGACACCAGAGCGCCUGCCGAGGGGGAGGUCUUCGAUGACGAGGUGCCUGCCACCGCCGGGCUCCAGGUUGUCGAGGAACCGAGCGCCGGCGGCGACGGUUCCCAGGAGGAGCAGCUUCUCCGAGCCAUGGGCGGCAACUUCCAGAAGCUCCAAAUGCUCCACCGUGCCCGCCAAGACAAGGUGAGAUCCAGGAUGGCGGCAGUGGACAAGGCGGAGGCAGAUCUUGACGAGCGCAUCGCUCAGGCGCAAGUCUGGUUUGGCGAGGCCCGGGAUGAAUUGAAGCCUGCCCAGGGUGAGCUGGAUGAGCGCAAGCGAGAGCUCAUCCUGAAGCAGGCCGAUAUCGAGAAGGCCCGGGAAGUGACGAAGGAGCAGGCCGAGAAGGACGAGGCGCUUGCCGCCACACUCCGCGGCAAGGAUGAAGAGAUCGGGAAGAUCUUCGUGCAGCGGACCCAGGAGCUGGAGCAGAGGCAUAAGGAGGCACUCGAUGCUCAGGCCCUAGUCCAUGCCGACAAGGUGAAGGAGCUGGAGCUGGAGCGGGAGGAGCUGAAGAAGAAAGUUUCGGCGCUGACAGAGGAGAGGGACACGGCCAACCACACUCUAGCGGAUGUGCAGGUCGCCAUCUCCGACAAGGCCAAGCUGCUCUCCGAGGCCAACGAUCUGAAGUUGAAGCUGGAAGGCUUGGAGGGGAAGCUUUCGGAGGCUGGGGCUCGUGAGGAGACCCUGAACAAGGCCCUAGAGGACGAGAAACGGCUGCGGAGGGAUGAAGCCGCCGAGCACAAGGAGUACGCGAAGAGCGUAAACCUCUGA